Messenger RNA from Nelumbo nucifera (sacred lotus), 590 nucleotides. Lineage: Eukaryota; Viridiplantae; Streptophyta; Magnoliopsida; Proteales; Nelumbonaceae. The record is from RefSeq and is a predicted model, not a curated record.
UUUCAGCCAGAAGAAGAAAGAACAAAAACAAGCCUCUCUGAUGGAUGCCAAGGUUCAAGAUAGACCUGCAGCAAGCUCAUCCCAAGACUUCGAACCCUCUUUUGAUUGGGUGAUCAAUGAGGAAGGAAAUGAGACUCUUGUCCUCCAUCUCCCUGGUUUUAGAAAGGAGCAGCUAAGUGUUGAGUUCAACAAUCGCGGCAAGCUGAGUAUCAGUGUAGAACGUCUAGUUGAGAAUAACAGACCAAACCGUUUCCAGAAGGAUUUUGGUAUCCUGAAGAACUGUAAACCGAAUGAAAUUAAGGCCAGAUUUGUGGAUGAAACUCUUUAUAUUACGCUGCCAAAGACAACAAAUAGAAUCCCUUUGCAAGAUCAAUGGACAAGCGUUUCGCUUUGGAACUUAACCAAGCAGAGAGGCAAGGUUUUUCUUGGUGUAACAGUGGUCAUUGCUGUGCUGGUGGGUCUUGGGAUUUAUGCAGCACAUAGACUACUCGGCUCUUGAAGGAGAAGCUCAGAACUGAUUUCUUUAUUCCAGUAGUUCUUCAAGUUCUAAUUCAUUGUUUUCAUAAUAAAUGUUGAUACUUUAGAAACAA